AUGGCUUUGAUGGCCCAGCUCAAAGUCAGUUGGACUGCACUCCUGGCCCUGGUCUACUUCACGUACUUGCUCGUGGGGGCGGCCAUUUUCCAAAUCCUGGAGAGAGAAGCCGAGAGCAACAACCGUAAUCACUUUCAGCUGGAGAAACUGCACUUUUUAGCAAAUUUCACCUGUCUCGAUGGACCGGCGUUGGAAAAGUUUGUCCAGGUGAUCUUGGACGCCUGGGAGAAGGGAGUGAAUCCAUCCGGGAACUCCACCAAUCCGAGUAACUGGGAUUACAGCAGCUCCUUCUUCUUUGCGGGGACAGUGGUCACUACUAUCGGUUUUGGGAACUUGUCCCCGAGUACGGUUUGUGGUCAGGUCUUCUGUGUGUUCUAUGCCCUUUUUGGGAUCCCCCUGAACCUGGCCUUCCUCAAACAACUGGGCAAGUGCCUCAUCGUCCAUUUGGGUCGGAUGGAGAAGGGCAUGGUGUCGGUCGUGCCUCAUAAGCGGACGGUGGAGGUUCUGACUGUGGUCUUGUUCCUGCUCUCGGGCACUCUGCUGUUUUUGAUCAUUCCUCCGCUGUUGUUCAGUUAUGUGGAGGGCUGGACGUUUGGAGAGGGGUUCUACUUUGCCUUCAUCACCCUCAGCACCAUCGGGUUCGGGGAUUAUGUUGUGGGCACAGACCCGGAUAUCGAGUACAUCUCUCUGUACCGGAGCCUGGCUGGAGUGUGGAUCAUUCUGGCCCUGGCGUGGCUGGCGCUAGUUUUCAACCUGGGAGCCAAAAUAAUGGAAUAUUUUGUAGUUUUCACACAUCCGGGUUUCAAAAGACAACAGGAAGAAGAAGAAGUGUCAUCGACUAAACUAGAAGAUAUUUCCAAGAUCUAA
Messenger RNA from Knipowitschia caucasica, 867 nucleotides. NCBI's taxonomy places the organism in Eukaryota, Metazoa, Chordata, Actinopteri, Gobiiformes, Gobiidae. The record is from the annotation of a GenBank genome assembly.